Messenger RNA from Thalassophryne amazonica, 4414 nucleotides. Its product is annotated as insulin receptor substrate 1-B. Bases 141 to 3638 code for a protein of 1165 amino acids. The transcript is spliced from 3 exons. The record is from RefSeq and is a predicted model, not a curated record. Lineage: Eukaryota; Metazoa; Chordata; Actinopteri; Batrachoidiformes; Batrachoididae. Gene Ontology annotation, cellular component: plasma membrane; cytosol. Gene Ontology annotation, biological process: insulin receptor signaling pathway. Gene Ontology annotation, molecular function: phosphatidylinositol 3-kinase binding; insulin receptor binding.
UCAUCCUGCGCUUUUAGAGACAUGCUGAACUCUGAAAUGUGGACGCGGGCAGGGACGGAUUAACGAGACGCGCACAUGGACGCGGAUCCCGGCUCCUGAAGCAAUCGGCUGAUAACUUCUUUCUUUCCGCCUUGCUGGCCAUGGAGAACCAGAGCGCCGAGCUGCCGCACAACUAUGAAGAUGUGCAGAAAAGCGGCUACCUCCGCAAACACAAAUCAAUGCACCGGCGCUUCUUCGUGCUGCGGGCGGCCUCGGAGCACGGUCCCGCGCGGCUGGAGUACUACGAGAACGAGAAGAAAUUCCGCAGUAAAUCACCUGUGCCCAAAAAAGUCCUGAACCUGGAGUCCUGCUUCAACAUCAACAAGCGGGCGGAUUCCAAGAACAAGCACAUGAUCGUGCUGUACACGCGCAGUGAGAGCUUUGCCAUCGCCGCGGACAGCGAGGCGGUCCAAAACGAGUGGUACCAAGCCAUGCUGGACCUCCAGUGCAACUGUAAAACUCCUGAUGACUAUGGCAGUAGUGGAGAAUGUAGUUCUCCUUCUCCUAUUCCAACCUUCAAGGAAGUAUGGCAGGUCAAGGUUUGGCCAAAGGGUCUUGGACAUGCCAGGAACUUAGUUGGCAUCUACCGCCUGUGCCUAACUGACAAGACAGUGAACUUUGUCAAGCUCAACUCUGAUGUGGCUGCUGUGGUAUUGCAGUUAAUGAACGUACGCAGGUGUGGACAUUCAGAGAAUUUUUUCUUCAUUGAGGUGGGUCGCUCAGCUAUUACUGGACCGGGAGAGUUCUGGAUGCAGGUGGAUGAUUCUGUAGUGGCACAAAACAUGCACGAGACCUUGCUGGAGGCCAUGAAGGCAUUAAGUGAGGAAUUCCGUCAGCGCAGUAAAUCCCAGUCAGUAGGGACUUCGUGUGGAGGUGGCACUGCUUCCAACCCCAUCAGUGUUCCGAGUCGUCGUCAUCAUCCAAACCUGCCACCAAGCCAAGUUGGCUUCACCAGACGAGCCCGAACAGAGACCCCUGGAACAGGAGGGAGCAGCACAAGCACGUCACCUACAUCACGUCACGGCUUCCCGAGAGCACGAACAGCCAGCAUUGGGGCAAGAUCAGAGGAUAGCAGUGCAAGUGCCAGAGGAACAUGGGCCAGUUCCAGCCCAAGUCUUAAUGGUUCUUGCUCAACUACACCAACAUUGCGGCCCAAGCCCACUAGGGCUCCAACCCCUGCUAAGAUUACUCUCAGCCUUGCACGUUAUACACCUAACCCUACUCCAUCUCCAGCUCCUAGUUUGUCCUCCAGCUCUGGCCAUGGCUCUGAGUGUGGCCUUGUAGGGGCGGCGGUAGGAGGUAUGACAGUAUGUUCCUACACUCGUGUUUCUCAGAGGGUUUCUGUAUCUGGUUCACCUAGCGAUUAUGGCUCCUCAGAUGAAUACGGCUCCAGUCCGGGGGAGCACUCUCUGCUUAUUCCCAACCUUUCUGCUGGAUCCCAUGGACACCCUGCACACGGAGAAGGCUCCUCCAGCUACAUUGUCAUGGGACAGCGGGAGGGCCUGUUUGGGUCACAUCAAUGCACCAAAGCACGACGAAUGCUACGACGCUCGUCCAGUAGGGAAUGUGAGGCAGAACGCAGGCUACUAAGUAAGAGAGCUUCCUUACCUUUGGCAUCUCAUGACCGCCAGGCACAGCAUAGAAAUAGAAAAGAGGAAGAUGAUGAAGAUGAUGAAGAAUAUGCCAUCAUGUCCCACAGUGCUAACAGAGAUACAACUGAGUCACACAGUUCAGGAGAUCUAUCAGCAGUGGGUGGGCAGUCUAAAGAGAGUGGGAAAAGGACUGGAAAAAGCCGGGCAGAUGUUGACGGUGGCUAUAUGUCGAUGCUUCCCGGCGUGACAUCGCCUCCUGUUUCGCUUUGUCUCUCAGUAGGUAUGUCUGAAACCAGUGCUAAACCUGUGGCAGAUGAUGAGUACAUGGCCAUGACCCCCAACAACAGUGUGUCCCCUCCUCAGCACAUUCGGCAACCUAGCUCAGGGGGCUACAUGGUCAUGUCUCCCAAUAGCAGCAGCUCCACAGACCUGCACGGACUUGGAAUGUGGGAUAGCCGGGUCACCAUGGAGGGUAGGAGUGCUAGUGACUACAUGAAUAUAUCACCUGUUAGCAGCCACUCUGCCUGCAACACGUCACCUUCCCACCCAGAGCAGCACCAAGUACAACCUAAAAUGUUCAAUUCUUACUUCUCCCUGCCACGGGCAUAUCAGCACACUCUCUACACACGCUUUGAGGAGGACUUGAACAAAGGAGAUGUGAAAAAAACUAGCAGUGGUCACGAUAGCACUGGAAAAGGAGGGGGAGUAGGGUGCAGCAAGAGAAACAAAAUCACAAUGGGCCCUGCAGGAGGCUGCCAACUCUCUAUGUCUUCCUCUUCUUUCUCCUCCAGCUCAGCCAGCAGUGAGAGCCUGGAGGACAAAUCCAUAUCAACAGGGAGAGGGUUAAGUUUAUUAAGAACGGGAGCAGACUAUAGGAGUGCAGGAACAAGCACAAAAGAUGGGCGUCACCACCAAAAACGUAUAUCAAGUAGUAAGAGCCCAAAGCAACAAAGGAGGGGUCGCCCCCUCAGCAUUUCUUCUGAUAUGACGAAAGCAAACACUCUACCCAGGGUGAAGGAGAAUCUGUUGCCUUCAAUGCCUCAUAACAAUGGCGAUGAGUAUGUUAGCAUUGUGUUCGACGAAGAUAUGAAGUAUAAUGGAGGAAGGCGUACAGGGUCUGAACACGCCCAGCCUGUGAUGCGUGGAACUCUCCAUCUCUUGCACCAACCAGUCCUCUGCCUUGAUAACCCUCGUAACCUCCCCCGCAGCUUCUCUGCACCAUUGUCCACCUCUACCGAAUAUGUCAGCAUGGACUUAGGAAAGUCCUCAUCUCCCGUAACUCCAGCCAGGUCUACUUUGAACACCCCACAAGGUUCACCAGCUGUUGCCCCCAAGGCCAAACAUGAAUGCAGCACAUCAUCUCCUCUGGCAGCAGAAGGCAAUGCAGGUUACAGAGCAAAAGUAACAAUGACAGCAUUGCCAACGGAUGUCCCUACCCUAUUUGCCGACGGCAAAAGUUCAGAUUCCAGCAUGUCAGCAAGAUUUGGAAUCAUCUCGGGUCAACCCUUAUCUAUGGAUCAGGAGACCGCCUUUUCCCCAGUCAAGGCCUUCCAGUCACCUGAGCGUAGCAGCCGCCUAGUCCGUGGUGAUCUACAGGGACGACGGUCCCACCGUUCAGAGACGUAUAGCUCACCCUCAUCUUUACCACACCACACACCCUCUUCUACCUCCAUCUAUCCAGAGGGCAGCCAAGGAGCGAGCCAUCGACUUGGGAUGGACUGCUCACUGUGGGAGAAUGGACAGGCAGCUAGUUUGUCUACCACAUCUACACCACAAGCCUCCACCUCAUCUGCUGAACAAGGCCUUAACUAUAUUGACCUUGAUUUGGCCAUUAAAGAGAACCCUCAAGCUGGAGCCGAUCCUGCUUCUGCUGCCUACAAUAUGACAGGAAGCAGUUUGGGUAGCAACGCUGGCUCCAGUCUCAACACAUAUGCCAGUAUUGAUUUCUACAAGUCAGAAGAACUGAGGACGCACCAGAACAGUCGGAAGGAUGGUUCAGAUUGUUGAUUUCCCUCUGGGUCUUGGAUCAGCGCCGACAGCUCCACACUCAGUUUGUAAAGAGACGCUCAACUCGUUGAUCUUUACGCUGGAGUUUGAACACUGAAACUUAACUCAUAUUCACUCCAUUCUCUGGUUCCUGUCAAUCAAACGUGCCAAAUUCACACACAAACACACUGACACAGGGUAAGGAAAAGAUUUUGUCUUUUUGCCUUGUUUUGAAAGAAAACCUCAUUUGAUCAUCAUGAUUGAAAAUCUAACUUCACUAUAAUCUGUUAUUCUUCUUAUUCUUAUUAAUAGUAGUAAUAGUUCUUUUUAUCCAUUGGAUCAUAGCACUCUAACAAUCACUUAGGCAGAGUCAUAACUAACCGCUGCUUUCAGGGAAUCCCACAAAUGUCAGAAAUUUCUCUUUCUGUUGAUGAAAUAUUUAACUGUGCCAUAUUUCCUCAACUUGGAUUUUUGUGUGAUUGGUGCACGAGCUGAUCACGUAAGGUCUUGACACAAUGACAACAGCAUUUUUAAACAUUUCUAUUACAAUGUCGCAAUGUUCAAUUUUUAUACACAUUCAUUCUUUGUCCAUAAUAUAACUUAAAUGAUCAUCAGAUGUCACUUUAAUACACAAUAAGAAGAAGAAUGCAGCUUGGUGGAGGUUUCACACUCACAUAUGUCAUCACUGCAAAUAUAUUUGCUUGUUUUUGUACACAGUUGCCAAUAAUAUCUUUUACUUCUUGACCAAUUUUCUUGUGCUACUAAUGGAAUUCAAAAUGUACUUAAUUUAUGAGACA